AUGCUGAGCCUGAAGUUACCCCGGCUGCUCAGCAUCAACCAAGUGCCUAAGGGGUACCAGGAGCAGGGGAUCCUCUUUGGGUAUCGCCCCCCAAGGAGCUCAGCAGCUGACUGCCUUCUCAGUGUCUUCCAAAUGACAAAUGAGACCCUAAAUAUCUGGACACAUUUUGUGCCUGCCUGGUACUUUGUGUGGACCCUGGUGGGGCGGCUGCAGGGGCCGUGGGGCCAGGAGGACCCCCACUCCUGGCCCCUCCUCGCCUACCUGCUGACCUGCUGCAUCUACCCCCUGGCCUCCAGCUGUGCCCACACCUUCAGCACCAUGUCCACCCGCGCCCGCCACAUCUGCUACUUCUUCGACUACGCGGCGCUCAGCAUGUACAGCCUGGGGUCUGCGCUGGCGUACUCGGCUUACGUCUUCCCAGCAGAAUGGGUGGGCAGCACCUUCCACCACUGCUAUGUCCCUGUGGCUGUGUUCAACACCGUUGUCAGCACCAGCCUGUCCUGCUAUUCCAGGUUUCUGGAGGUGGAGAGGCCCAGGCUCAGCAAGGCUGCCCGCACCCUGGCCUUCAUGUACCCCUACCUCUUCGACAGCAUCCCCCUCUUCUACAGGCUGUACCAGUGCGCGGCACAGAGCUGCUCGGAGCCCGCCGUCCUGCUGCACUACAGGCACACCGCGUUCGCCUUCCUCACCUGCUUCGUCUUCGCCAGCCGCCUGCCCGAGAGCCUGGCGCCCGGGCACUUCGACUACAUCGGGCACAGCCACCAGGUGUUCCACGUCUGCGGGAUCCUGGGCACGCACUUCCAGAUGGAGGCCAUCAUGAUAGACAUGGCCCAGCACCAGGACCCUCCUGCUGCCCACCCCCCUGCUGUGUACUGCAGGGUGCGGCCCCUCAGCCGCGCCGACCAGGAGGGCUGCAUCGAGGUGAUCAGCGAGACCACGGUGCAGAUCCACCCGCCCGAGGGAUUCAGGAUAUUCCGCAACGGGGAGUACCGGGAGACGCAGUAUUCGUUCAAGGAAGUGUUUGGCACCCUUGUUGCUCAGAAGCAGCUUUUUGAUGUGGUGGCCAAACCUCUGGUGGAAGAUCUCAUUCGGGGGAAAAAUGGUCUCCUCUUCACAUAUGGUGUGACAGGCAGCGGGAAGACACACACCAUGACUGGGUCUCCUGGGGAUGGAGGACUUCUCCCCCGCUGCUUGGACAUGAUCUUCAACAGCAUAGGACCCUUCCAGGCCAAGCGGUUUGUUUUUAAGCUGGAUGACAAGAAUGGUGUGGAUGUUCAGUGUGAAGUGGAUGCUCUGUUAGAGCGCCAGAAGAGAGAUGCCAUGCCUGUUCUAAAAACUCCAUCUGGCAAGCGACAAAUUGACCCCGAGUUUGCUGACAUGAUCAAUGUGCAAGAUCACUGCAAGGUGGAAGAAGUUGAUGAGGACAAUGUCUACAGUGUCUUCGUCUCCUAUAUUGAGAUCUACAACAACUAUAUAUAUGACCUCUUGGAGGAAGCUCCCUUUGAGCCUAUAAAACCAAAGUGGAACAAUUGCAACACUCCUGUGCGAAAUGGUGACUUUAUACCCCCACAAUCCAAACUGCUCCGUGAGGACCAGAAUCACAACAUGUAUGUCAUGGGGUGCACGGAAGUUGAGGUGAAAUCUACAGAAGAAGCUUUUGAAGUCUUCUGGAGAGGCCAGAAGAAGCGGCGCAUUGCCAACACGCAGCUGAACUGCGAGUCCAGUCGCUCCCACAGUGUUUUCAUCAUAAAGUUGGCCCAGGCCCCCCUGGAUGCAGAUGGAGAUAAUGUGCUACAGGAGAAAGAACAGAUCAUGCUGAGCCAGCUCUCCUUGGUUGAUCUGGCUGGGAGUGAAAGAACUAAUAGAACAAAAGCCGAGGGGAGCAGGUUGCGAGAAGCAGGUAAUAUUAAUCAGUCACUAAUGACAUUAAGAACAUGCAUUGAAGUUCUACGAGAAAAUCAGAUGUAUGGAACAAAUAAGAUGGUUCCCUACAGAGAUUCUAAACUGACUCAUCUCUUCAAGAACUAUUUUGAUGGUGAAGGAAAAGUGCGUAUGAUUGUGUGUGUUAAUCCUAAGGCUGAGGACUAUGAGGAAAGCUUGCAAGUCAUGCGCUUUGCAGAGAUGACCCAGGAGGUGGAGGUUGCCAGGCCUGUGGACAGGCCCCUCUGUGGCCUCACGCCGGGCCGGCGCUUCAGGAACCAGGCCUUCCAGGAGGAGCUCUCACGGAAGCUGGAGAUGCGGGGUGGCCCCAUUCCUGGAGAAACAGAAGAGCAAUCUGAUACAGAAAUGAUUUUGCAGCCCUUUCCUCCACUGCCUUCCUGUGAGCUAUUGGAUCCUCAUGAUGAUCAAACACUUCCAAAGCUUAUUGAAGUCCUGGAACAACGCCAUAAACUGCGACAAAUGUUGUCAGAGGAGCUUGCCAAAAAGGCGCUUUCAUUUAAAACCAAGCUGCAAGAAUUUGACUCCAGUGUUAUAUCCAAGGAAACCUAUAUUCAAGGAAAACUGUGUGAAAAAGAGAAAACAAUAGCAGGACAGAAGAUGGAGCUGGAACGCCUGGAGAAGAAAGUUAAAACUUUGGAAUACAAGAUUGAGAUUUUAGAGAAAACUGCAACCAUUUAUGAAGAAGACAAGCGAAAUCUUCAGCAAGAGCUGGAAAGCCAGAGCCAGAAACUGCAGCGUCAGGCUUCUGACAAGCGAAGGCUGGAGGCCCGGCUGCAAGGCAUGGUGGCAGAAACCACCAUGAAAUGGGAGAAGGAGUGUGAGCGACGUGUAGCAGCAAAGCAGCUGGAGAUGCAGAACAAACUUUGGGUCAAAGAUGAAAAACUGAAGCAACUGAAGGCCAUUGUUACUGAACCAAAGAAUGAAAAGCCAGAGAGGCCCUCACGGGAGAGAGACCGAGAGAAGGCUGUUCAGAGACCAAUGUCUCCUUCACCAGUACCUAACGCGCCUCCCGUUCGCCUCAGACACAGACGGUCGCGCUCGGCUGGGGAGCGAUGGGUGGAUCACAAACCACCCUCUAACCUGCCCACUGACACAGUCCUGCAGCCCCUCGUCCCUCAUGCCAUCACGGUAGCAGCUGCCAGUGAAAAGGCACUGGCCAAGUGUGACAAGUACAUGCUGACGCACCAGGAGCUGGCCUCUGAUGGGGAGAUUGAGACCAAACUCAUCAAGGGGGAUGUUUUCAAAACCAGGGGUGGUGGACAGGCUGUGCAGUUCACAGAAAUAGAGACCUUGAAGCAAGAAUCUCCAACUGGUCGAAAGCGAAGAUCUUCCCCUCCCCAUCCUGACCCACCUGAAGAUGCUGCAGACUCGGAAUGGACUGAUGUAGAAACCAGAUGUUCUGUGGCAGUGGAGAUGAGGGCAGGAUCAGCUCUUGGACCUGGGUUCCAGCAUCAUGCUCAGCCCAAGCGAAGAAAACCAUGAGCCUCCCGUGCUGCUGUGCUGGGAUCCUCUGGGUUUGAUCAGACUGAUGUAUUAUCUGCUGCCAGUGAUAAGCUUGAUCAACUGCUCUCUUAUCCCUACAGGCUUAUCUUUUUAUGGUGCCCUGUGCUAGGCAGGGGUUACAUGGGAGACACUUGUUCCAAUCCCAAAGAAGUGUGGGUGUGAAUGUUUCAGUAGAUCCUGGGGGGUUCUGCCAUUGUGUCAUCUGGACUUGUGAAGAACACCUUCUGCCUGGGGUGUAUGGAAGCCCCUGUUAAGCUGUAUCUUUAUAAACUAAUGACACAAGGCUUUUGCCUUGCAUAUUUUUUCAGCUUUUUAUAGUGCAAAAAACUUCUGGUCUCUGUCCCUUCCUCGUCAGGGCCUCUGUUUUGAAGAGGCAUAAAUGCUGCUAUUUAUUUAGAUGCAGUAACGCACUUUAAGAGUGUUCCCAUGCCAUUUAGUAUUUUAUUAUAACUAGCAACAGCUUGGUGAUAUGGAUUUCCUCUUGGAAGAAUUACCUUUGACUAUUUAAUAUGCAAAUCAGCUUCUGAAAGCAAUUUCGACCUUCAAACCUUCAUAGUAACGAAGCGAAAAUACUGAUAGGAUGAGUAACGGUGCCUGGACAUCAGACCUACUUUAUUGUGUAGUGCAAGUAAAUAAUUAAAUGUUUUACAUGUGUAGAUAGGAGGUAAAAGGGUAAUUUGGUCACAGAUACGGUGAGAGCUUUAUAUGUGUGGCUCUGCAAACAUGUUAAAAUAAAUACUUUUAUUCAA
Messenger RNA from Chaetura pelagica (chimney swift), 4193 nucleotides. It is a transcript of the gene KIF23, whose product is annotated as kinesin family member 23. Gene Ontology annotation, cellular component: microtubule; membrane; nucleus. NCBI's taxonomy places the organism in Eukaryota, Metazoa, Chordata, Aves, Apodiformes, Apodidae. The record is from RefSeq and is a predicted model, not a curated record. Gene Ontology annotation, molecular function: ATP binding; microtubule binding; microtubule motor activity. Gene Ontology annotation, biological process: microtubule-based movement.